UGCUCCCGUGAAACUUUCGGCUCUCCUCUCUGUCUCUUUUCCGCAUUGUGGGAACAGGAACCUGGCGAUCACCUUCCCCGCCGCGAUCUACCCCGCCGCUCCGGACUUACCCCCGAAGGGCAGGGCUGUUCCCAUGAGCACGGAAGCCGCGGAGUGACAAUGACACAAACGACUGAAGUUGUCAAUCUUUCUUUCUUAUCUGAGAAAGAAAGAGAGCUCAUCCUUCAGGUUCUUCAGCGAGAUGAGGAGCUCCGGAAGGCAGAAGAGAGGCGUAUACGACGAUUGAAGAAUGAGCUUCUUGAUAUCAGGAGAAAAGGGGCGAAAAGGGGUAGCCAGCGGUACAGCGAAAGAAAUUGUGCCCGCUGCCAGCAGAACGUGGUCAGAUCAGGUGCCAAAGCCAACAUGUGUCGAGGCUGCAACCACUUGGUUUGUAAAGACUGCAGGAUGGAAACGCCCAGCGGCGGCUGGAAAUGCAACGUCUGCAUGAAAGAAGCUGAACUUAAGAAAUCAACCGGAGAUUGGUUUUACGACCAAAGGGUGAAUCGUUUUGCAAACCGACUUGGGAGUGAUUUGGUGAGAAUUUCUCUCAGACGCAAGCCUCUGGGAAACAAAAGGGAGACAACUGCACAAACCCUCCUUGAAUAUUCACAGCAGAUCAAUGAACCCAAAAUAAAAAAAGGUCAAAGGAGUCCACAAGAGAGACAAAAGACUUCUGGGUUGGUGACCAAUUCUCCAGAUCUGAGAGAUCAGAGGAGUGAUACCGAAUCCACGGAGCAGAUGAGUCUUAACAGUUAUAAAAUCGACUCAAAGAAGAGUACACCAAGCACGUCGAGGAGAAGUUCGCUGGAAAGAGCUACUACCCUGCAAGACACAAAGAGAACGUAUGGGACAAGCGGGCCCAAUGCAGCCACCCUGACCGUACCUUUCCGAUCCAGGGAUCACCACCUGUCUGACUCUGAAGGAGAGACUCGUCUGGGAAACCGAAGCGCAGGAUCAGCUGAUGAGAAUGAAACUAUCUUCAAGAAGAAUCCUCGUAGAGUAUUAAAGCCGUCGGACUACAGUAAGUCUGUGAUAGACCUGCGUCCAGGAGAGCCCCCUGCCGCUGGAAAUCCUAUGGGGGAUAGAAGCAAAUCUGUCCCUGGACUUAAUGCUGAAAUGGAAGAAGAAGAUGAGGAUAUUGAUAAUCUGGUGGAGAUCCAUCGUUUAACAACAGCCAGGAGCAGCUUGCGCAGCGGGACAUCCACCAGCACCCUCGGCAGCAUGAUGAGCAUUUACAGUGAAGCUGGUGACUUCGGCAAUGUGAUUGUAACCGGAGAGAUCAUUUUCUCCCUAAAAUACGAUGCCAAAGUACAAAUACUCAGCAUUCAUGUGAAAGAAUGCCGGAGCUUGGCUUAUGGGGAUGAUUUGAAGAGAAGGUCUAACCCGUACGUCAAGUCUUAUCUUCUGCCUGAUAAAUCACGCCAAGGAAAACGCAAAACUACUAUUAAACGCAACACAAUAAACCCUUUAUACAAUGAAAUUUUACAGUACUCUGUUCCCGAGUCUGCUUUGCUUAUGAGGACCCUGCAGCUGUCCGUGUGGCAUCAUGAUCGCUUUGGAAGAAACACGUUCCUUGGUGAGGUGAACCUCCCGUUGGACUCCUGGAACUUUGACAGUAUGACGGACGAGUGUCUCUCUCUGCAUGGGAAGGGCGGCGCAGAUUCAGGAAGCCUCUCCACCUACAAAGGGGAUUUGGUUGUCUCUUUGAAGUAUAUUCCACCGGUCAAAGUCUCUCGGGGAAGCGAAAGAAGAAAAAGUAAAGGGAAUGAGGGAGGAGAACUUCACGUCUGGAUUAAAGAAGCCAAAAACUUGACAGCUGUCAAACAUGGAGGAACUUCGGACAGCUUUGUAAAAGGUUACCUGCUACCACUUAGAAACAAAAUCACAAAGAGGAAGACCCCGGUAGUGAAAAAGACCCUCAAUCCUAAUUACAACCACACAUUUGUGUACACUGGGAUCAAGCCAGAAGAUCUUCAGAACAUGUGCCUGGAGCUGAGCGUGUGGGACAGGGAAGCGCUAUCCAGCAACGAGUUCCUUGGGGGAGUGAGGCUUAGCAAUGGAACUGGUCUGUGCAAUGGAGAACCUGUGGAUUGGAUGGACUCAACUGGGGAGGAAUUGAAUCUCUGGAAGACCAUGAGACAAUACCCAGGAUCUUGGGCCGAGGGGACACUUCCACUACGCCCGACCAUGGCCAAAGCAAACCCCUAAGCACCUGGGUCAAUCAAAGAGGGGCCAAAUUCAGAGCUCGAAAGUAAUUUUUGUCUCCCCAAUGCUCCAUUUAUUUGGCAACAUAGUACAUUAAAUUAAAGCUAAUAUGAAAAAGAAACAA
Spea bombifrons (plains spadefoot toad) is the source of this 2368-nucleotide messenger RNA. It is a transcript of the gene SYTL4, whose product is annotated as synaptotagmin like 4. The transcript has 17 exons. The record is from RefSeq and is a predicted model, not a curated record. Gene Ontology annotation, biological process: exocytosis; intracellular protein transport. Gene Ontology annotation, molecular function: phospholipid binding; small GTPase binding; neurexin family protein binding. Bases 160 to 2247 code for a protein of 695 amino acids. NCBI's taxonomy places the organism in Eukaryota, Metazoa, Chordata, Amphibia, Anura, Pelobatidae. Gene Ontology annotation, cellular component: exocytic vesicle; plasma membrane.